This is a messenger RNA of Venturia canescens, 3996 nucleotides long. Its product is annotated as probable cytochrome P450 6a13. Bases 1696 to 3207 code for a protein of 503 amino acids. The record is from RefSeq and is a predicted model, not a curated record. Gene Ontology annotation, molecular function: oxidoreductase activity, acting on paired donors, with incorporation or reduction of molecular oxygen; heme binding; monooxygenase activity. The transcript is spliced from 3 exons. NCBI's taxonomy places the organism in Eukaryota, Metazoa, Arthropoda, Insecta, Hymenoptera, Ichneumonidae.
UCGAGUCCCUUGCCAAUGCGAGCUCCAAUUGACAAUUUAUUUCUACAAAAGUUAAAUAGCGGAUGAGAGCGAGUCGUUGCUCCAAUUCAGUCGAAGCGAAUCCGUAGUCAUGAGCGAGUCAGCACCCGUCAUUGCGAUCUUUCUUGGCGUAUUAUUGUCGAGUCCAACGUCGGAGGCAUUGGCGAACGUGGAUUACGUUUCGGUAAAAAACAAUGUGGAAUACGCUUACAAUAUAUCGACGAGUAUAGUAGACGACGUGAAAGAAUCGAUAUUUACGAUAAAGUUGAAGUGUCGAGAACGUACGAUCGACACGGUCGCGUGUCGUUUGGAGGAUCCUCAAUAUCAAACGAUCUACCACGUAUCUCCGUGCAACAAAACGAUCGAUCUUUGCAACAAGCAGCAUCUCCGAGCUGACAAUUCGUACAUAGGUCGUUUCGACAUAAAAUAUAAUUCCUCGAGCGUCGAGAGGCUGAUUACGAGUCGAGAAACGUCCUUGAAACAAUUGAGCUUUUAUCGUAUCGUAGCCGGAUUGAUAUUUCCUGGUGUGGAUGUCUCGACGCAACCGGAAGGCACUUAUUCCCUUGUGGAAAAGUCUGUUUAUGGUCGGUGUCAGGCGCUCGUCAAAAUCGUCCGUUCGAGAAUAAAAAUCGACAAAGCCGAGGCAGAAAAUGUGGGCAAGCUCGUUUUUUUCCCGCGUAGAAUAGUCGCUCGCAACGACGACAAAAACAGCACCAAGAUCUUUGGAGAAAUGCUCAGUGUCAAGAGAACGAGAAAUUUGGAGAGCUGCUAUCCGGUUCCGGGUUUGCUGAUCUUCGAUACCUUCUUCUAUCAUCCCAUGAUGACUUCCGUUCAUUAUGAUCUCAAAUCAUCCAUCAGCCGAACAAUCGUGAGAGACAGAGCCUUCACUUCGUACACGACGGAGGAAAUUGGAAUGAAGAACAUCGAAAAACCAGGGGGAAAUACGACGAUGCUCCACGUGGUAACAACUUUGGAACUGCACUCGAUUGACCGGAUCGACAAACCAAUCCCACCUAUUUUCGAUCCAAUUAGCGUCGACCUGCCCUUCGUCGAUGGUUUUAAUCCUGCGGAAAAGUACAACUCGUCGACCGAUGCGAAUAAUACAUCGAAUAGCAUUUUAAAAAACGAUUAUUCGACUCGUAACGAUACUCGCGAUAAAACGGCUCAAUGAUUCUCGAAGCACACGCGUCGAAUUCGAUCUUCGAUGUGCUCAAUUGGCUCGUCACGAUUCCCAAUCGUUGUUGUUUGUUUUAACCCGCCUCGUGUACUCCCCUAAAAAUCAUCAAUCCCUCAAACUGCUUACUUUGAAAAUAAAAUGAGGAAAAAAAUAUGAUAGAUUAGUUUUAUGGACAGCGCGAUGAGUGCGAGAAUCCGAAUGGUGAAGCCCCGAGUCUACGGCUGUUAGCAAAAUGAACAAAUUAGUUUUGAUUCGAAAAAUUCUACGUGUACUGGAUGCAGUACAAAUGAUGAUGAAUAGACCCGAGCCCAAAGGUCAUUUGCGUCAUUGAAUGGACCUCGAAAAAUAAUGAAACGCUCAUAUGUGAGUCGUGAUAGGGAGAGGCGAUCAGUUUGCUUCGUGAUACGAGAGCGCGAGCAGUUGCGUCUCGUAACACGGCUGUUUUAGCUUCAAUUGCUGAAGAAAAAAAAAAAAAAAAAAAAACAAUUGAAUCGAACAGCAUGGAAAUCACGACGAUUAUCAUAACGAUAUGUAUUUUGUUAUUCGGUUAUUUAGUGUAUAAUCGGUUGCUCGGUCCAUUGGAUUAUUGGAAAUCGAGAGGAAUAGCUUACGCAUCGGGUGCGAUUCCAAUAUUCGGUAACACGUUAUCCGUGUACAGAUUGAAGGAUAAUUUGUCAACGUUGAGCGCCCGGAUUUAUGAGGAGAGCGUAGGAAAAAGUGUGAUCGGUUUUUUCGACAUGUCGAGCCCGGUGUUGAUGGUCCGCGAUCCCGAUCUCGUAAAGGUCGUAUUACAGUCGAAUUUCAAAGCUUUUCAGCACAAUGCUCAAAUACUGGACCUCGAGAAAGAUCCGUUGAUAGGACGCGACCCAUUUUUCCUCCGGGAUAAAGAGUGGCGACACGCCAGACCGAUAUUCGCUUCGACCUUAUCGAUCAACAGGAUCAAGCUGAUGAGUUUGGACAUCGAGAGCGCGUGUCGGUUGAUGAAGGAUUAUUUGAGCUCCGAAUUGGGCGACCGAGAGUCUCUGGAAAUGGAUUCAAAACUAUUAUUCUCGAGGUACACACACGAGGUUGCCGGGAGAACGGUAUUCGGCAUAGAAGCUAAUUCCUUCAAGAAGAACGACUCCGCUAUACUUCUCAAUGAGAUGAAAAAAAUGCUGGAUCCAUCGCCGGUGAAAGGAGCUCUCAUGAAUAUAACGCUCUUACUACCGGUUCUUAAUAAAAUAAUAAAAACGAGCUUCGUACCACCGGAAGUAGACGCCGAGUUCCGGAAGUUGGUUCAAAGCCUCGAAGAGUCGAGAAAAAAAGACGGCCAUCGGAUGGGGAACGACGUCUUCGGAGCGAUGCUCGAUCUUCACAGGGACAAUAAAAUCUCCCGCGAGGAGGCUUUGGCCCACGCUUUUUCCUUUUUCGUCGAAAGCUUUGAAACGAGCAGCUUAACUUUGAGUUUCGUUUGCUAUGAGUUAGGGAAAAAUGAGGAGAUUCAAGACAAUUUGCGUCAAGAGGUUCGUCACGUUUUGAAGACGCACGAAGGUCGUUUGACGUACGAAGCUAUCCAGGAGAUGAGCUACAUGAACAAAGUCAUCAACGAGACUCUGCGCUUGUACCCUUCCGUGGGCAACUUUGUUAGGCUCACCGCGGAAAAGUGUCACCUCGAAAGCGCGGAUGGAUCGAGGCUCGAUCUCGAGGCGAACUCUUCAAUUUUGAUACCGGUGCUGGGACUUCACAGAGAUCCUCAAAUUUGGCAAGACCCCCUAGUUUUCGAUCCCGAAAGAUUUUCCAAGGAAAAUAUCGACGCCAGACACAAGUUCGCUUAUCUGCCGUUCGGCGAAGGACCCAGAGCUUGUCCAGGCUCCAAACUCGGUAUUCUCCAAGUUAAGGCUGCGAUCGCCACUAUUUUGUCGAGUUAUCGCAUCCAAGUUUCACCCAAAAUGAUCGAUCCACCGCGAAUAAAUCCUCAAUAUUUCCUCGUCAGUGCUCUCGGAGGUUUCUGGAUGAAACUGCGUCCUCUUUAAAAUUUUCGGCUCGUAUCCAACAAUGUUUUAAGCAAUUUUCCAUCAAUUAUUCUCCUCUUGUAACAAAGAUUUUUGAAUAAACUGAUUGAGCAAUUACUCACGAUCUGCAGGGAAGUGAAAUAUAAGCCAGUCGCGAUCCCUUCCCCAGCACUCUUAUAGGAGCAAAAUAACAUUUGGUCUGAGUAGUUCGACCGAAUCUUCGAGCCCCAUUGAACUCUCUCCUGGCUCUACUCCAUCUCAACAGUUCAUUCAAGGAAGUUCAAGCGACAUAUGGACAUAAGGAUACCAUACGAAAAAUACAUUGGAUAUUAUUAUUUCGAGUGAAUGAAUUGAAAAUUAGCGUGAAUCUUGUUGAGCAGCGCUUAUAAUUAUGUGUAAAAAUUUGGAGAGGUUUCACUGUCUGGUAAUCGAGAUAUUCAUUGUUGAAAAUGAGAGGUUAAGCAUGGACUGUUACGAAAGCUUUCAAAAAAUUGCGAACUUCAACAAUAAAUAUCUCAAUUUCGUUUAAUACUGUAUUAAGCUUUCCGUUUAAAAAACUUUAUUGUGCAAAAUAGCAGGAAAAUAAUUAUUCCAUAAGAUACGCUUGAGCCUCCUUAAUUGAAAGAGGUUUGCAUAGCGAGCAUGGACUGUAAAAAAUCCUACAUCGAAGUGAGUAUACGUGUAUAAGUUUUAGGAAAAUGAAUAUUACUAUAAACAAAUAUAGAUUUAUUGUCAUUAAAGUGUAACAACGAAAGUUAUUUAUACUACGGAGCCAUUCGCCUCUAAUAAAGCUCUGAUUUUUAAUCUGGA